AUGAAUCGUCUAGAGGAAGCACAUCUCCAGAAUGAAUCCAUCCGCAAUGGACAAGGCCAACCUACCGAGACAACUCCUCUUCUCCCAGGAGAACGAGAACAGGAACAACCGGGAAAAUAUUCGGUCUUCACGAAUUCCCAGAAGCACUGGAUAAUUCUUACAGCCGCGUUGGCAUCGAGCUUUUCUCCGUUCUCGGCCAAUAUCUAUUAUCCCGCCUUGAACUCGAUUGCGGAAGAUCUGGGAGUGAGCAAAGCACAGAUUAACCUGACGAUUACAACAUAUAUGAUCUGCCAAGGAUUAGCCCCUACCUUUAUGGGCUCUCUCGCCGACCAGGCCGGACGACGCCCUGCGUACAUCCUCUGCUUCAUCAUCUACAUCUCGGGGAAUAUAGCCCUUGCUCUUCAGCAUAGCUAUCCGGCCCUGUUGGUUCUCCGAGCGGUCCAGAGCUGCGGGAGCAGUGGAACUGUGGCUCUUGCUUCUGCCGUCGCAGCCGAUAUCAUUACCUCUGCGGAACGGGGGAUGUAUAUGGGCAUUGCAUCGUUGGGAAAUAUACUCGCACCAUCAAUCGGGCCCAUCUUGGGCGGCCUGCUCAGUCAGUAUCUAGGGUGGCAGGCUGUGUUCUGGUUUCUCUGCAUCAUGGCCGCCGUGUUCUUCGUGCCCUUUUUGACUCUUUUCCCGGAGACUUGUAGGGAGAUCGUAGGAGAUGGGUCGCUUGAAGCAUCGCGAUGGUGGAACAUGUCCAUUCUUCAGUGCUUUGGGAGGAUGCUGAGACAGAAACAGAGAGAAGAAGAGGUUGUCGUCGACGGUGUCCGCAGUGAUGCUCCUGGAACGAAGAUCAGUUUUCCCAAUCCCCUUUCCACGCUGCGUCUUCUUUUGCAUCUCCCAACAGGGCCAUUGCUGCUCGCCAACGGAAUCGUCUUCGCCAGUUAUUACGCAGUCACGUCGGGCAUGCCGGCGCAGUUCAAAGAGAUAUACCGCCUCGAAGACCUGGGAAUUGGACUCAGCUUCAUUCCCGCCGGGUUAGGCAGUCUUUGCAGUGCCAUAUGCAACGGCACAUUGGUGGAUUGGAACUACCGACGCAUGAAAGCAGCGUCUGGACAGGUUGUCCCCAAGGACGCUCGGAGACAGGAUCAUGAGGACUUCCCCAUUGAAAGAGCAAGACUGCAGAUUGGGCUUCCCAUGACGCUGGCAGCAUCUAUGUCUGUUGCAACAUACGGCUUCCUGAUUGAGAUGGGACCGCCUCUUCCUGUUGCUUUGCUGAUGGUGUUUGUGAUAUCCUUCUGCAUCACGGCGGCGUAUAAUGUGAUGAACAUCUUGAUCGUGGAUCUCCAUUAUUCCACCCCGGCUACUGCAAUGGCCGCUAAUAACCUCAUGAGAUGCUUUUUGGGAGCAGGAGCCGCGGCUAUGGUGAAUCCGAUGAUUCAACGCUGGGGAUGCUGGUGGACGUACUUUGUGGUCGCUACUUGCAUGGUCGGCGUGAGCCCGUUGCUGAUCAGUGUUUAUGAACGAGGCCCGGCAUGGAGGACACGCAGAGGAUCGUGA
Molecule: messenger RNA, 1542 nt
Organism: Monascus purpureus
Lineage: Eukaryota; Fungi; Ascomycota; Eurotiomycetes; Eurotiales; Aspergillaceae
Source: the annotation of a GenBank genome assembly